Messenger RNA from Cercocebus atys (sooty mangabey), 2055 nucleotides. RefSeq names its product aldehyde dehydrogenase 2 family (mitochondrial) (gene ALDH2). The transcript is spliced from 13 exons. NCBI's taxonomy places the organism in Eukaryota, Metazoa, Chordata, Mammalia, Primates, Cercopithecidae. Bases 92 to 1645 code for a protein of 517 amino acids. Gene Ontology annotation, molecular function: aldehyde dehydrogenase (NAD+) activity. The record is from RefSeq and is a predicted model, not a curated record.
CGGUCGCGCGGGGCGGGGAACGGGGUCGGCUCUGUGGCCCUGAGCCCCUAGCCCUGCCCUCCGUCCGCUCGCAGCCCGCUAUCCUGCUGCCAUGUUGCGUGCUGCCGCCCGCUUCGGGCCCCGCCUGGGCCUCCGCUUCUUGUCAGCCGCCGCCACCCAGGCCGUGCCCGCCCCCAACCAGCAGCCCGAGGUCUUCUGCAACAAGAUCUUCAUAAACAAUGAAUGGCACAAUGCCGUCAGCAGGAAAACAUUCCCCACAGUCAAUCCGUCCACUGGAGAGGUCAUCUGCCAGGUAGCUGAAGGGGACAAGGAAGAUGUGGACAAGGCAGUGAAGGCCGCCCGGGCCGCCUUCCAGCUGGGCUCACCUUGGCGUCGCAUGGACGCAUCACACAGGGGCCGGCUGCUGAAUCGGCUGGCUGAUCUGAUCGAGCGGGACCGGACCUACCUGGCGGCCUUGGAGACUCUGGACAAUGGCAAACCCUAUGUCACCUCCUACCUGGUGGAUUUGGACAUGGUCCUCAAAUGUCUCCGGUAUUAUGCCGGCUGGGCUGAUAAGUACCACGGGAAAACCAUUCCCAUUGACGGAGACUUCUUCAGCUACACCCGCCAUGAACCUGUGGGGGUGUGCGGGCAGAUCAUUCCGUGGAAUUUCCCGCUCCUGAUGCAAGCAUGGAAGCUGGGCCCAGCCUUGGCGACUGGAAACGUGGUUGUGAUGAAGGUAGCUGAGCAGACGCCCCUCACUGCCCUCUAUGUGGCCAACCUGAUCAAGGAGGCCGGCUUUCCCCCUGGUGUGGUCAACAUUGUUCCUGGAUUUGGCCCCACAGCCGGGGCCGCCAUCGCCUCCCAUGAGGAUGUGGACAAAGUGGCAUUCACAGGCUCCACCGAGAUUGGCCGCCUCAUCCAGGUUGCUGCCGGGAGCAGCAAUCUCAAGAGAGUGACCUUGGAGCUGGGGGGAAAGAGCCCCAACAUCAUCAUGUCAGACGCCGACAUGGACUGGGCCGUGGAGCAGGCCCACUUCGCCCUGUUCUUCAACCAGGGCCAAUGCUGCUGUGCUGGCUCCCGGACCUUCGUGCAGGAGGACAUCUAUGACGAGUUUGUGGAGCGGAGCGUUGCCCGGGCCAAGUCUCGGGUGGUCGGGAACCCCUUUGACAGCAAGACCGAGCAGGGGCCGCAGGUGGAUGAAACUCAGUUUAAGAAGAUCCUCGGCUACAUCAACACUGGGAAACAAGAGGGGGCAAAGCUGCUGUGUGGUGGGGGCAUUGCUGCUGACCGUGGUUACUUCAUCCAGCCCACCGUGUUUGGAGAUGUGCAGGAUGGCAUGACCAUCGCCAAGGAGGAGAUCUUCGGGCCAGUGAUGCAGAUCCUGAAGUUCAAGACCAUAGAGGAAGUUGUUGGGAGAGCCAACAAUUCCACGUACGGGCUGGCCGCAGCUGUCUUCACAAAGGAUUUGGACAAGGCCAAUUACCUGUCCCAGGCCCUCCAGGCGGGCACUGUGUGGGUCAACUGCUAUGAUGUGUUUGGAGCCCAGUCACCCUUUGGCGGCUACAAGAUGUCGGGCAGUGGCCGGGAGCUGGGCGAGUACGGCCUGCAGGCAUACACUGAAGUGAAAACUAUCACAGUCAAAGUGCCUCAGAAGAACUCAUAAGAACCAUGUGGGCUUUCUCCCUCAGCCAUUGAUGGAAAGUUCAGCAAGAUCAGCGACAAAACCAAGAAAAAUGAUCCUUGCGUGCUGAAUAUCUGAAAAGAGAAAUUCUUCCUACAAAAUCUCUUGGGUCAAGAAAGUUCUAGAAUUUGAAUUGAUAAACAUGGUGGGUUGGCUGAGGGUAAGAGUCUAUGAGAAACCUUUUAAAUGACAACAAUACUGCUAGCUUUCAGGGUGCAUUUUUAAAAAAUAGAUUCAAAUGUCUUAUCCUCUCUCUGAAACGCCUCCUGUAACUUGAGUUUAUAGGGGAAGAAAAAGCCAUUGUUUACAAUUAUAUCAGCAUCAAGGCAACUGCUACACCCUGCUUUGUAUUCUGGGCUAAGAUUCAUUAAAAACAAGCUGCUCUCAACUUA